Messenger RNA from Sebastes umbrosus (honeycomb rockfish), 13542 nucleotides. RefSeq names its product shisa family member 9a (gene shisa9a). Gene Ontology annotation, cellular component: postsynaptic membrane; postsynaptic density; dendritic spine membrane. Gene Ontology annotation, biological process: regulation of AMPA receptor activity; regulation of short-term neuronal synaptic plasticity. The transcript is spliced from 4 exons. The coding region runs from base 729 to 2483 and encodes 584 amino acids. NCBI's taxonomy places the organism in Eukaryota, Metazoa, Chordata, Actinopteri, Perciformes, Sebastidae. The record is from RefSeq and is a predicted model, not a curated record.
GAUUUUCUAAAACAAUGGAUGACAAACCUACGACUGAAAAUGAAUAAAGUGGAGAAAAUGUGGUGGGGAGGAGGAGGGGUGGAAGGCUCCCACGCCUUUCCUCGACGGCAAAAUAGUGAUGUGCGUAUUCCGAGGCUUUUAUCAUAAUAUUUCAUAAUAAAUUCUCUCUCUGUGUCUCUCUCUCUCUCUCUCUCUCUCUCUCCUCAGCCCUCGCAGUCUCACUCCCUCCCCAUGUUUUUCCUCCUCCUCUCCUCUCCUCUUUUUGCGCACCAGGCUCUCCCACCCUCGGCUCUUUCUUUCUAUUCGCUCACUGCGCUCUCCACCUCGGUGCGGCUCGUGUCUCUCUGCCUACUGCCCGUGCGUAAGAGCGCACCGAUGGAUAUGUUCAAGUGAUGCACUCCUGAAGAAAAACAUUUCUAAAAAAGACGCAUAGAUGCGCAGCAGAGGAGAGGAAUUAUAGUUAGAUUAAAUCAUUCCAGGGAGAUUGUUUUUAAUUUGAAUUUUUACGCAUGUGUUGUUUUUUUCUUUUUUUCUUUGGAUGAUGAUAUGACAUGUUGACUAAAAAGAUGUUGAUGGACGCGGAUGACGGUGCGUCGCUAUUAUUUGGAUGUGGUGUGUUCAGGGACUUUUCAGCAGCGUGCCAUGACCGCGCGCCCUUCUUCUUCUUCUUCUUCUCUCCGAGUCUCGUCGUUUGCGCGUGAAGUUGAACGGAGGAGAAGGGCACCACGAUGAGAGGGAAAUACUUUCUCCUCGGCUUCCUGUUGCUCAAACUUAUGAUGGCUCUGGUGUGCAAGGCUGACGGAGAACCGGGACUGCUCGGCGGGUUCGUGAUGAUCGCCACCUCCAACACCUCCAGCAGGGAGGAGCAGGAGAGCGCCGCGUCCGAGGAGACGCCGCCGCACACCGAGGACCGCUGCCGGGGCUACUACGACGUGAUGGGCCAGUGGGACCCGCCGUUCGUCUGCAAGACCGGCAACUACCUGUUCUGCUGCGGCACCUGUGGCUUCCGCUUCUGCUGCUCCUACAAACACUCGCGGCUGGACCAGAGCACCUGCAAGAACUACGACACGCCGGUGUGGAUGAAGACCGGCCAGACGCCCUACAAGAAGAUGAACAAGAUGAUCGACACCACCAAAGACAAGACCAACUUGAUUGUUUACAUCAUAUGUGGAGUAGUGGCCAUCAUGGCUCUAGUGGGGAUUUUCACCAAAUUGGGACUGGAAAAGGCGCACCGGCCUCAGAGAGAGAACAUGUCCAGGGCCGUUGCCAGCGUGCUGCAGGGCGGGUGUCCAGGUGAGCAGUACCGUGGGGAGGAGGCCCUCGGGAUGCACUCACAGCACUUUGUUUCCAGGGCAACAAACCUCCAGGGUGGUCAGAUCAACAACAACGUGGGACAGGGCUCGAACAUGGGCCAGCAGCACCCUUACCCUGCCCUCAACCAGCUGGCCCACGUCUACGAACAGCAGCAGCAUCAACAACAGCAGCAGCAGCAUCAGCAGCAGCAGCAACAAAACAAGGAUCUCAACAAGUACGCCUCCCUGAAGGCUGUGGCUGCCAAGUACAACGGUGAAGUCUACAACAAGCGCCGGCUGAUGGUGGAGCUGCCAACGAAGGGCGGGCUUCCUCUCCAGCCAAUGGGCAACUCCAGAUCCUCCAUGGGCAACAUGUCGUCGAUGACUCCUCCGAUGACUUCCAACCCCAUGGCUUCGAACCAAAUGGCCUCCAAUCCCAUGAACCCCAGCAUCACCCAGAUGACCUCCAUGGCCCCAAUGACAUCUAUGAUGCCCAUGACCUCCAUGACACCCAUGACUUCCCUCACCCAGAUGACCUCCAUGAACCAUAUGACCUCCAUGACCCCUAUGACCUCCAUGGCCCCUAUGACUUCCAUGACCCCUAUGACCUCCCUUGGUCCACUGACUCCUGAGCCAGUGGCCACCUAUGUCACAGAGAUGCCCAGCAUCUCUUCCAUUUCAACCCUCCCGACGGAACGGCACAUAGCCGGCGUUGGAGGACUAGGGGGACUCAAGCUGAAUGGCCAGAAACCCAAAGGCAGCCAUGGCCACGUGGGCCACAGCUCUCACAGCUCUCACACUCACAGUCAUGGUCACAGCCACAGUAGCAAGCCGCCAGGACUCGGGGCUACCUCCCUGGCACACAUGGCGGGGACCAUGCCAGGUGGCAUGUCCCUGGGUAUCUCCAGGGCCGCCGAGACCGCCAUUGGCCACGGCUCAGCUACAAUGGGCCGCCCAAUGGCAUACAGCUCCAACACAAUCGCGGCUGGGCAUACGAUGGGGCUGGGGCUGAAGGCCUGGGAUGGGACUGAGACGGUGGGCCGGAGGAAGACCUACGGCCACAAGAGGCCUCAGUGCACCGUGCUCGAGCCCAACCAGCUACACAGCACCAGAGGCCAAAGCCACAGCCAACACUUCCUCCCCACACAGCCCUACUUUGUGACCAACAGCAAGACAGAGGUGACUGUGUGAGAGAGGAAGAAAAGGAGAAAAACGAGGGGGAAAAGGAUGCAUGUGGAGUGGCGGCACAAGUAAUCUCUUGAGUGGAGACGCCAACCCCAGUGUUGGUCAAAGGCGCAGAUCUAUGUGUGUGUUUGUGUGGCUCGUCGGUAUACUGGUGAAUGUGGUGGGACAGUAACACUGUGUCCGAGUGGUCCUCGUUUCACAAACCGAGUUCACCAAUCAAAUCACUGAACGGACCUUUGUUGUCAAACACAUGGCGUCCAAGUUGGUGGCAUCUGUAACCAUAACUUCAACGAGCCUGGGAUGUGUGUACACUUAUGGUGAUAUUAGAGUGUUGUCUCACAGCUAAUAUCUUCUCGGUAAUGAUACCAAUAUCUGAGCAUUACCAGUGCAACACACGGAUGAUAAAGUGGGAUACUGCUGAUAAUAAAAUGGAUUGGCUUUACGAACCAAACCUGAGAAGCAAUAUAAGGGAUUAAGUGUAAUGCACCAGAGCAUCGUGGGAAAGAAGGAAACACAGCAAGUUUACCCACAAAACUCGCAACAACUGUUCUGCUCAUCUGCCCAAUAAAGCGUUGAAUGGUUUGGAAGAACAUUCCCUUAUGAUCCCGACUUCCCCAAAUCUCCUGAGGGCUUUGAAACAGACACACAUGAUGAGGGCGCUGGGCUUUGGACUGCCGACAUGCAGGGCUUUGUACUGUGGCUAUUCAGAAGCGCCUUCAUGAGAUCUGCAGCUGAAGGUCGCCCCUUUUUUUUCCACAAGGCUCCAGCAUAGAGAAUGGAGGCUGUCGUAUACUGGCAUUGUUCUGUUCUGAUCUCGUCUGCGUGGCGACAGCUGGCCCAGAGGAGGGAUAAGGAGGCGGGGAGGCAGCAUCUGGAUGAUGCUGCGGCUAGCAGAGGCUCCAUGGAGCGCGAUUCUCGUACACUCACACAAACACAUUCAUGCACACGCAGACACAUAUUUCCACACAAACAAACAGAAACAUAUACUGUAGAAAUACCGCACACCAGGGUUUGACCAAAAUGGCUUUUAAAGAAUGACACCAAUAAUUUUACAAUUAAGUCACAGAUGGCUGAUAUUUAGUUUAAUUUACAUAUUUGUUAUCUUUAAAUUUGACAGUUUGCAAUUAAAAAACUCGGUUCAGUGCUUCCCCAAGAUUAUGUUCUUAUCGGUGAAUUUAGACGGUCACAGUACUCUUGAAUUAAACUUGAGAAAAAUGUAACUUUCAGAAAUGGCAGCUAAGUCAGAAUGACCCAUCUUAUCUAUUCAAGGACAGGGUACAGUUUUAGAUACAUAAAUACUUUUGAAUGAAAAUGAUUAAAGUUGCACAAUUAAAAGGGAUAGUUUUGGGAAAUACCACUUAUGUCUGCAUGUUAAAUAUGAAGCUAGAGCCAGCAGUAAGUUAGCUGAGCUCUAGCUUAGCUCAAAGACUGGAAACAGGGUGAAACAGCUAGCCUGGUUCUGUCCAAUAGUACAAUAACAAAAUCUGCGUAUACACGCAUCGCAAAAGCUCACUAAUUUAUACGUUAUAUCAAGUUUUUUAUCCAAACAAAAAUCAAACUGUAAAAAAGAUACUUUGUGGUUUUUGUGCCAGACUAUUUCUCUACAGGACACAGUAACUUCAUCAUAUUGUCACUGUAAGGCCGUCAGGCAACAAAGUGUUUAACUAUUUCUUUAAAAGAAUAAAUAAAUUGUGCAAAAAAAACAAAGUAGUUUUAAUGUAGCUGUGGUCAGGAAUUGCCUAGAUCAUUCUGGAAGUGGACAAAAUGACCUAUUGACCAUUUUACAACCGACGUCAUGAUUAAGUCACAGUGUUAGCUGGAGGCAAAACAGAGGUAACGAUGCAUCACCUCAGAGUAGUGGGCUACAGUUACACAUUGAAAAUGUCAUCUGGCUGGGUUGUUGGGUGCCAGAAUCAAUAUCGCAUACAUUUCAGAUGACAAACUGUGAUUGGAGGCUCUAGCAAGCUGCAAUAUUGGCGAAGCCUUUCAGAGAUAUAGAUAAAACAUUGCUGAUAGUUUAGCUCAGCCUUCUGCUAACCGUAAUUAGCCAUCAUGGCGGCUGCACCGCAGCGGUGAGCUCACGUAGGAGGCCAAACUAUUAAAGAGAUGGACAGAAAAGGUUGCUAAUAGACUAAACUAUUGGACAGAUGGAGAGAAAAUGUUGCUAAUAGUUUAGCCUUCUGCUAACCACUGCCAUGAGCCUUUGGCUGCCGUUAGCAUUAGCUAAACUAUUAGCUAUAUUUUCUCCCCAACUCUGAAACGCUUCGCAGCCAUUGUAAAACUCUCUUUUUGAUUAGUCCGCCAUACUAAAAGUUGCGGUCCCUGAGAGUGAGUGACACACAUCUCUAUAGCCAUAUGUUAAAAAACAAGCCAACUAAACUUGCUAGCCAGCUUUAGCUAACGGGUUGUGAAAAUCAUUCUGCCUCCAGCUACGCUCCGCCACAGAAAUAGGUCAUCACGUUUAACAAACAGAAAAAGGGUCUAUUAAAUGAAAAAUAUGUUAUAUGUAGGCUACAUGUAGGCUACGUAUUAGUUUAAGGCAAACACAGACAGCACACAUACAAUAUGGGUCUAUUGAGCAAUUAUAUGCCUAACAACAUAUUUCAGUAGGUGGACCGAAUGUAAGCUUUAUUGGCUUUUCAACAUUUUAUUUCUGCACAGAUGUUGCAUAGGAUGUUAUACUUCUCUCUAGUUUUCGACAAAAGCGAGAAACUACUGUGAAAAGUGGGUGUAACAGGAGUAAAAAUACCACACUUUUUUAAGCUGGUAUUAGAAGACACUGCCACAAGAAGACUUGAUUAGAUCACUCACUGUACUUGAGCUCUAGCUGGAAAAAAAAACACAUCACAAACUGCUGAAAAAAAAAAUCUAUCUGGGUUACAUGACUCAAACAUAAAAAUAAAUCCUUAAGUCUGACAAAUAGGCCAAAUCUUCUACGGGCUUCUCGGAGCCUGUUUUUUUGCUUGUUUUGUAAUGAUGUGAGAUUUAUUAGCAGCUGCAGCCACGGUUAUCAUUUCGACCUUGUUAUCUAAAGUGCUGCUUCCACCUCUAAGACCCCUCUUUACACUUGCGAUUAAGAUGCAUUUUGAAGCGAUCGGGUCGUAAUCAAGACAUUAAAAUAGAAAAAGGAGACACGGUGAGGAUGGAUUAUGAUUGGAUUGCUUAAACCAUCUCUGUAGAGAGUAGAUCCAACCAAAGCACAAGCAAAAGGGUGUAAAUUGACAAUUUUAAAACAUGUAGAUGUAAGAGAGGUGCACAUGACAAUCUGUUGAUGAAUUAAGACACUGGAUUUCAGUGUGACACAUUUCAUCGGAAGCUCCAGCAGAGCCAGAGAGUCACUUUGAGUACACUGUGUAUCCAGACAUGUAGAUCUGAGGUACAAACGGGGUCUAAUACUACAGCUUCUGAAUGAAAAGAUGAAAACAGACGAGCCAGUUGGUGCGUAAGGUAAAGGGGGUCUACAGGAAGGGGAUGUUUUUUUUGCCUCAUGCUGUGGAACCCCCCGCUGCCUCGAGUGGUCACAUGACUUGGAAACCUGAGACCAAAUUGAAAGCAUGGAACAGGAUUUCAAGAAGUCAUCAGAGCAUUAAAAACACACCCACACCUUACACGUGCACACAAACACAUUACAGGGUGGACUCUGCUUUCCCUCCGCUCCCACAGUGCCGAGCGGCAGGCGUCAUCGCAGCAGGGAGACAAAAAAAGAAUCAGCACUGUUACCGCGCCUGUUGUAUAUGAAAGACUGUGAAACUCCAGACCAUGGCCCCUUUGUAGCGAUAACUUAUUAUGCUUUUUAUAUAUAUAGAUAUACAUAGCCUCGCUCUCUUAAUCUCUUUCUUUUCUUCACUUCUUUUCACCCCCUUUUUUUCCUCCUUCUUUUGCUCCCUCCAUGUCUGAAUGGAGAAAUAUCCGCGAGAAACAAACACGGGGCUGUGAUGAAUCUUUUCUGUGAUAGUGGAGUACAGUCAUGAUGAGACAGUGAAUAAUAAUAAUUUGCCCCCCACCUUGAAAAGGCAUGAUUGGUUUUCCCCCCAGUGUGCAUUGUGUUCCAGCAGGAAAUAUAAGUGAUUGAUUCUGUGUGCCAAAAAAUGUAAUUCAUUUUGCAAUUUUGUACCACUGUGUGUCCUCUUGAACACUGCGCACAUUUCACUCUUUAUAACUACUUUUUCUACGUGUGUGUGUGUGUGUGUGUGAAUCCAACUUUGGCAUAUUGUCUCUGAAGAAGUCAAAACUCAAACAAACAAGACAAACAAAAAUGCAUCGCAUAUAAAUGGAGAUCACAAUCCCCAUAAACCUGUUUGCUUCCCUUGAGAAUCCUUUUGCAAAUUUUGUUUUGUUUUUUUCCUCCACCUUGUAUUCAUGUCCUCCUCUUCUUGCCAGCUGGUGGUUUUGUUUGCGACAGAGUUGAGAAGCAGGUCAAUGUCUGCUCAGGAUGUGCAUUAUCGGACCCAAUUGACUUAAUCCAGCAAGGCGGAAAUGUGGAAAUAUGAACCCUCCUUGCCAUCACGUACUGUUCCGUCCUUAAAGCCCAUUCAGCUCUGCAAAAGCAGCCACUGGAACAAUUGGUAAGCGGGUGGGGGCAGUUGGUAAACAAAACAAACCAAAAAAAAAAUUCAUCCCUCACGGUAACAGCCAAAAUAAACCCGAUAGAAAGCGGGGAAUUGGUUGCGCUGGCUGGGCCGCGGUUGAUAGGGUCAGGGCCACAGAUGAGUGGGUUCAGGAGGCAGUCAUGUCUGACAUUUUUCAUCAGACGAGUCAGUCGGACAAAAAAUGCCACAGCAGAGACUAAAGGACACAGGUAGUCUACAGGCUCAAUGCAGCCGGCUCUAACAGAGCCAGUAGGAGCUCUGGAACAGCCAAUGUUCGUCAUUUAUUGUGACAUUCUCGGUUUUCUACGUUUUGACAACAUCAUUUGGUGAUAAAAUGUUGUGCUAAUUAUCGGUACUGGCUCAACAUACUGUGAUAAGUUUAUUCAGUGGCUAAUAAACAACUGUAAAUACAACAAGGUCCAAAGAAGAUGAGGUAGUUUUGCAGUAUUCCUUCUCAUUUUGGAGUGCUUAUGUAAUUUGAAGGACAAUUUUAUAGAGAUGGUUUCUUUAUUGUUUCUGAGACAGAUAUCCUUAUUUCCAGCAGGAGAGCAGCAUAACCUAUCAUGAAUAGAUAGGGUAUAUGAAUGACUUCUAUAUGGUAUCAUAUACGAAAUACAUCUAUGAUUAACUGAUUUUACAAUGGCCCGGUCACACCACCAUUUUAAACUGCAAAAUCAGUUCAUUUCAAUGGCAAUGCUGUGAUUGGUGGAUUCGCUCAUGGAGACAAAGUAAAUCCAUCAAUGUAAAGGCUCAUACACCGGUCGUAGGUAUACCUACGAAAAGUAAUGCACUUUAAUUCAUAUAAAUAAUCCCACGAAAUUCGUACGUAAUCCAUGUAAUCGUGAAUCGGGAAGUAUGAAGAGCAAAAAAAACGCGUCGUAGGGAGUAAGUUAGGGUAGGUCGGUGGGUGAAAAAAAAACGGACUUUCGCCCAGAGGACAUUGAUUUAUUUGUCAUGUAACUUGUGCUAUGCCACUUCCGUAACCCUAACGUUGAUUUGUCAAGUAACUUCUGCACUUAAAUUACGUCAGUUCUGUAUUGAUUUUAACCCAAACGUUGACUUAUUUGUCAUGUAACGUCCGCACUUAAGUUACACUACCUCCGUAGUGGUAUUAACCAAAAUGUUGACUUAUUUGUCACGUAACUUCCGCACUUAAGUAACGCCACUUCCGUAGUUAUUUAAUCCAAACCAUGACCUUUAUCUAAACCUAAGUAGUUUUGUUGCCUAAACCUAACCAAUUCAAUUUAUUUCAAGUGUAGUUGUUUUAACCCAACCACAAUCUUUUCCUAAACCUAACUAAGCUGUUUCCUGUGAAGAUGGAAGUUUAUUUUAAAAAGACUGCAUGCAUGUAACGAGCGGAAAUUGACACGUGUUGCUGGGCAUUCGUCGCAUGUGCUGGACAUAAGUAGGAACUCACAAAAAAUGAGGAAUAACGUUUGCGUAAGAUAUCAUACAAACUGUUGUAUGAGGAUACGUUGAUCCAUGCAAAUGUAUCGUGUUGAGUUUGGUGAAUUUUGAAAUGUGAAUUUUCGCUGUCGACCAAUAGCAAGCCCUCAAAGCCGGAGAGUCCGAAAAGGACAAAGCGCCGUUUGCGCCAUUCACUUUUAUUUAACCUUAAGUAUAAACCGUUCAACAAAAGAGGCCUGGUUUUCAGACAGCUUGGGGCUGCUGGUACAAAUAAGUCUUUAAGUAGCUUGGAGAGCCACUACGCUACUACAGGUCUAGAACCCCAUAUUUCGCGAAGAUACGUGGAUGACUUUCACAGUUGGUGUGACCAGGCCUUUAGUGAAACUAGUCAAUCAGAAAGUCCCUCACCCAGCUGGCCACUCUGUAGUAACUGACACCCUGCAGUAUAGUGUCAGUGAUCCCUUUCACCUCUGAGUGUCUUACUACCUACCGUGACACUGCCAAAUGAGUUCCAGAAUUAGGGAUGACCACUCAGUGUGAACUCAUUGCUCCAAAUCAUUCAGGUCCUGAUUGCCCCUGAAGGUGCACUGCCUGCCACAGCUCAACGCUUUUUUUCUCUGUAUUAUUCUUUUUUCUUGCUGCCUGAAUGGAAGUAAAAUGGAGGUGCAAUUGGCCUAAUUAUAGGAAUCAAGACCCAAGUUAGAGGGUGCCGCGGUUCACCGGCACAUUGAUCACCAACAGAGGCAGGAGCAGGAAUCAGGCCAGUCGAGCAUGCAUGAUAACUUCAUACCUGAAGUUAUGUAGUGUUAAUGCUGGAUCUGCUUUGGCCUUGUGACCUGGAGUUAAUAACUAUUAUUAUAUUCUGUGUUUUUUUUUUUAAGAAUGCAAUAUUUGACUCAAUUUACACCCAUCUUAUCAAUAUUAAUCAAAGUGAGACCUAUCUAUCUAGUCACUUUAUUUAAUUAAAGUAAGUAAAGUAAGAAAAGUAAAAAAGAUUCUGUCAAGGACAUUCCAAACUAAGUGACAAAUUGAAACAAAAAAACUGCAGUGAGCGCUGCGUUCAGCCUUGUAUGUUUUGUCCCACUUUGCUAUGAAGCAUUGCACACCAGCUACCUUGGUAACACAAGCUACCUAGCUUGAGCUACGUGCAGUUUGUUUAUGUCACACUACAGGAUUGUUUUUACUAUAUAUUUUUCUGCAUGAUCUACCUUUUCUUUUAUCAUGGUCCAGACUGCUACACUGUGUCCCUUGCUACUGCUGACCCCUCCCCACUGCCAUAUGUGCCCUCCAAUUAGGGCCGUGUAUUGGCAAGAAACUGGCAAUACGAUACGUAUCACGAUACGGGGGUUGCGAUUCAAUAUAUUGCGAUGUAUUGCGAUACUGUAAGCAUGGCGAUAUAUUGCGAUUUUUUAAAAUCUAUUUUUAGGAAAACUGUCAUAGUAUAAAAAACACACCACCGUAUGCAUAUAAUCUCAGUAAAAAAAAAACUUUUUUAUGCAAUCAGAACAUCUGCAUUUGCAUUCAUCACAGUCCCUGUUACAUGCAACAUCAUAGCAUUUCUUUGAGAGGACGCAUAUCUUUGCAAAUGAAAUAAAGUAAGUUAAUCUUUGCAUGUAAACUAUUAAAAAUCGAUUGGCUUUUUGAGAAUCGAUACAGUAUCACAAUACUAAUAUUGCAAUACUCAAUAUUUUCUUUCACCCCUACCUCCAACACACUACUUUUCACCAAUUGUGAAGAGCUUUACCGAAACUACUUACCAAGAUCCCAUCCCCCCUUUGCAUAGGUGCACCAACCAACCAAUAAGCGCAACGACAAUGAUCCCCGACUGGCUUCCCACCUGCAAAACACUGCCAAUCGUGCUCUGCCCGGGGUCGAACACAGGUCCUCAGCAACAGAACUUUUCAGCCUUGCAUCGCCUGAGCCACCUGCCUCUCAUAGCCAUGUAGCCACCACUGUGCUCAUUUUUUAUGUGCUCUUCUCUUAGGGCGUAUUCACACCUGCCUUGUUUAGUUCCGUUGAAUCGAACCCUGGAGCGUUUACCCUCUUGGUGCGGUUCGUUUGGGCAGGUGUGAACACAGCAAUCACACUCGGGUGCGUACCAAAAAAAAGCGAACCGAGACCUCCUCGAAGGGGUGGUCUCGGUUCGCUUCCAAACGAACUGCGGUACGCUUCGGUACGCUUCGUUUGUGGUGAGAACAUGAUCCGACCUCGAUCCGGCCCAACUGGAGAAAGCAUUUCGCCUUUUCGGAUUAAACCAGCUCCGGUAACAAGCUGCGCUGUGCAUGUCAACACCAGACACCAGAAAAAAUUACUAUAAAAGAGCCUGCGCUUGCCCUCGCUAUUCACAUUAGUACUAAACAGGUGUAACGUCAGGCUGUGUUGAAGACCACGGGCAUACCUGAUGGAUCUUCGGAAAUAUUUUCGGCCGAUUGGCAUGUCCCAGUUUAGGAUGGUUAAUGCACGACUCCUCCUCCGGCGACUCCAGUGCAUCAAUACAUUGUUUUCCAGUCGCGCCUCAUUUUCAAACUGUAUCGAUUGCCUUGAGUGGAAAAUUGCUACGAGGUAAAAGAAAAAAAAAGAUGACCGGGGCCAAGAUCAAGCCGUGUAGUUGUCCCUCCAUUGUUGCGUUCUGGAAGUCUGCUCUUCUUUGUUUACUUCCAGGAGUUUGCCAGCGUGGAAAUUCUGAUCAAUUAGAGAGCAGCUUCUUUGCGCACCAACAUUUUGGUCCGCUUGUAAACGCUGCCAUGUGAACACAAACCAGACUCGAGGCAAUAUGCAACAUGAUAACAAUUUGGUCCCUGAUUCGGACCAGAGCGAACGAACUACAGGUGUGAAAACGCCCUUACUGCAGUGUUUUGAGUCUGUCUGGAUUCACGUCAAAAAGCAAAGAGCAACAGUGGCAGAUGAGCGAGAGAGAUUUUAAUGAAAUGUCUUGAAACAAGACAGAGAAAAAAAGCUGCUGAACUCACCUACCUACCUACAAAAUACACAUUAACAAGUACCAGCAAUGGCAGAACUAGAGAAUUACAAAAGCUUAUACUUCCACUAGCCCACACAAGCCUCACUGAGAGGCAGAAAGUGGCAGGUGAGUGUGAAUGGAAUAUAUAAAAAUUGGGAUUGUGGUCCUCUCUAGCUUUAGCAGAGAGAGAAAGGGAGGCUUAUUAAUACAAAAUAAAGCAACCCCCAUUAGACAAGUUGUGCUGAAAUCAAGCCUCUCUUGUUCAGCAGAGCAGACAGGCAGCAGUCGGGAGAAAACCACACAGCGGUAUAUCUACAAGGAAUAUUCAAUAAGAGGCAGAAAAAAAAGGAGCUGUACUGGGACCAGUGGCCUGAGGGGGCUUUACGAGUUCUCACUGUGGUCUUUAAUCACCGAAACCCGGAGUGGGGAAGAGCUUUGGUGCUGCGACGGGGACUCGAGUCCACAGUGGCACACAAAGACAGAAAAGGGACUUAAUGUCAACACUUGAUUGGGAGGAAGCUUUGAAUUAUUGAUGUUGCAAAAAACGUUGGCGGUGGCGCGGCACGUGAGGGCUAACAGCUCCAUUUGUGAAUCAGAGAUGACUGUUGGCUCACACACACACAUUUUAUGUUGUAUUGUUUUGAUCAUUAAUGCAGAGUAUAUUCACAAUCAAUCACUGAUUCCUCCAGACAAAUUGGCCAUUACUAACGAACAUGCACUGGAACAUAUUUGUCAGCUCCUGUCGGGCUGAGUAUUUGCUUACACUGUGUAUCCCGUUUAAGCUGAAGACGUGAAGCAUGGCUUGUUCUUGAUGUCAGACUGAAUCAGGACAAUGCAGUUGUCUGUAAAUAUUCAUUUCUUGGUGGGGAGGUAUAGUGAAGAAAGUCUCUGUUUUUUCCACCCUUAAAUCACAGCAGAUAAAAUGCAGAAUACUCUCUUCAUUAAAGAAAAGAAAGAGCAGCGUUCUCAAGAUCAGAAAGUGGGAUAUGUACAGUACAUCUGGGAUGACACUAAAGGGCUCAAACACCAGGUUUUCCUCCACUCUUUUCUUUUCUAUCCUUUACCGUCGCUGUUUGCUGGACUCCGUAGCGUUGUAAACCAUUUACAGCCUACAAGGAGCGGCAUCUGUAUGAUCAAAAAAAAUAUAUAUCGGUAUAUUAUCAAAGGGGUUUUUCUCGUCAGCUAUGUUUACGACUUUGUAUAGCAUCAGUCUUUAUGCGCAAUGUUUUCACCAAUCUGGAGCUUUCUGCACACGGGAGACAGAGGAGAUGCAGUGUUUGUUGUCCAGUAAUGCUCCACAUCUGUUUUAAAAAGGUUUUUUUGCUCCUAUGGUGUGCUUUAUAUGUAUGAUUUUUUUUUUUUUUUUUUUAAUUAUCAUAAACCUAUAUUAAAUAUACUUGCUGUUAGAAUAAACGGAAGGUUGUCAAUCACGGCGGAUGUGAGAAAAAAAAAAAAUCCUCGGGUUAUUGACCUCUGCUAGGGAUUUUCCAUUACCUUUUGAAGAAUCAAUAAGCUAUUUGCGAUAUGACUACUAUCCAUUAGCGAGCAUAUCCUUUUAUAGAACCACUCAUUGAUUAACUCAUUUUCGGUGUUAAUCAUGCAUUACAUACAAAGUUAUACGAGAAUCCAAUUUUCUAUUUUUGAUGUCCGGACCAGUUUGUGGUAUUUAUGCAUAUGUGUAUAUGGAUACAUAAUAUGGCCCCCCGACACUGCAUUUAUGAGUGACUAGUAAAGCAUAUUUUCUAUGGUAGAGCCCAUCUCCCACUAUUGUUUGCACAGUAGCUUAUAUUAUGCACCGUGAUGCCCCAUUGUCCUUUUACUGUUUACUGACUUUAUAAUUUGUGACAUUAAGUUAUGAAAAAGCUGUAUUUUGGUACUAUUCAGAUAUUGUUAGAAAAAGAGAUAUAGCAGACGUUUUGUCCCAGAAAUAUAUUACCAUAGUGUUUCUAUGAAUUUGUCUGUUUUCCUUAUUUUGGGGAGGGGUGACAGGGAUAUUUUUCUGUUCUUCUUUUGUUGAUGAUUUGCCAUCUGACAGUAUAUCACCAUUGUUCUAUAUACGACUUUCUUACGUGGCAAUAAAAGAUGACUUAUGUAAAAAAAAAAAAAAAAA